Molecule: messenger RNA, 1584 nt
Organism: Aspergillus tubingensis
Lineage: Eukaryota; Fungi; Ascomycota; Eurotiomycetes; Eurotiales; Aspergillaceae
Exons: 1
Coding region: 1-1584 (527 amino acids)
Molecular function (GO): protein binding
Source: RefSeq, a predicted model, not a curated record
AUGCCCAACCCAAAUCAUGUUGAUGGGUUCUCCUCUUUGCCUACAGAGAUCUUCGAAACGCUUCUGUCUCAUUUAGAUCUCGACUCGAUAAAGGCUUUGCGUCUGACAAGUGGAAGUCUCGCUAGAAGAUGCAUCGGUCCCCGAUUUCUAGAGUCCAUUCAACAACCUGUACUCGAUGUCUCGUUGGAGAAUCUUCGGUCUCUUCUUGCCUUGUCUCGUAACCAUGAUUUGAGCAAGAAGAUCACUUCUCUUACUUUUUUAGCUACGAUUAUGGACAUUUCCGGAUUGGAGCGAGACAUAAAAAAUGGAUGGUAUAGUGUCGACGAUUUCAAGGCGCCCACCCUUGAAGAAACCGAAUUCGACUUUUCUCCCGAAGAACUUUCCAAGGCGAAGGAUGACCUUAAAUGGUUAAAAAAGCAAAAAGAAGGGAGAGAAACGGAGUCAUCGAGCGAUGUAACUGGACUCCUUCAACUUGCGCUCGAAAAUUUGGGAGAUCUGGAUUCCAUUCACUUGAAUAGUGCGGUUAUCAGAGGCCCAAAGCAGAGAAGGUCGCUUAAGUAUGGGGAAUGGAUCCCGCUGUGGACGAGAGCCUCAAAGGUUUUCUCAUGGGUUACAACAGCACUAGCAAAGAGCCAGGCCUCGGUGAAGACAUUCGACGCCUAUCAAAGUAAUCGCGAAUGCGGCCUCGAAGCUAGCAAUAUCGACCGUCACGAGUUGACACAUGACCCAACGGAGCAUGUAUGGUCUUGCAAGGCGUUAGAAUCACUCGAGAUGAGCAUCUCGGGAGAGGUACAAGAUGCCCUGGACUUCAAAAGGAAAUUAGAAGAGGAAGACGAAGAGGACGAGGACGAUGACAGAAUCUACGAAGAGGACGACCAAGCAAAUGCUAGGAAGGAAUCUUGUACUUCUCAGGAGAAUCAGAUUGAACUAUCGAGAAAACCUUCGUUCUUCCUCAGGUCUGCGCCCGGUCUUCGAAAGCUUGAACUCUCGUUUCGUCGUACUGCCGAACUAGAUUUGAAGUUCAAAGAGAAAUACGACUGGAUCAUUGACAGUAUUGCCCGUGAAGCUGAGUUUCCAAAGUUGGAGGCGUGUACCUUCACUGGAUUUCCGGCCAAGGGCGAAUCAAUCCUGCUUUUUCUUGAGAAACAUCCCGGUCUUCGUUCAUUAAGAAUUCAUGAGUGCCAUUUGAGCAGUGGUUCUUGGACUCCAAUAUUUGCUUAUCUGGAGCAAUCAAUGCCUGAACUCCAACAUUUGAGCUUCUCAAAUUUGUUUGGAAAGCACAUGCAAAAUCACAAGUACGCACAAGCACAAGAGCUGAACGAGGAUUUCGGCAGGGACAAGAGAGAGGAUGACUGGCAGGAAGGCGAUGGUUUGGUUAUUUGGCAUACUAAUCCCAGACCCCGUUGGACAAGAUACACGUCAACUACAGGGAGCGGUGUACACACCAUAAGUUUCAAUCGCGAGGAAAUAAAAAUGGGGCUUGUUUCCCGGCCUCUAAAUCCUGGGCCAGGUCGAGUCAAAGGCUCCGCUGAGAAUUGGCGGUGGCGGAAGAAUCGGCUCACACUAUAUGGACCUCUUUCAUAG